Rhodofomes roseus is the source of this 1472-nucleotide messenger RNA. RefSeq lists its product as uncharacterized. Bases 69 to 1358 code for a protein of 429 amino acids. The record is from RefSeq and is a predicted model, not a curated record. The transcript is spliced from 5 exons. NCBI's taxonomy places the organism in Eukaryota, Fungi, Basidiomycota, Agaricomycetes, Polyporales, Fomitopsidaceae.
GGUCAAUCCCUUGAAGUUGUAGCCUUGCGGCUGUCGUCUACACGCAACACGCGGGUGAUAAUUGCACAAUGACAGCUGGCAUAUGCUGUGGACGAUGGCACGAAUGCAAAGAGCACCACACCCGCCUCGUUCAUCAACAAACUGCAAAGGUGUUAUUCAAGUCUGACGAACGAAUGGUGCACGUAGAGCGGGACAAGGUAACCAUGAGAUUCCAUUGUCCACGAUGCGAGAAGUCCUAUCCCGAUCCGAAAACUUUGCGCAAACACUGCCGUGGACAACUUGUUGACUGUCGUUUGCGCAACAACGGGAGGAAACAAUCUAAGCAAGGCAUGGCCCAUAGACAUCGGUCUCGGAGCCGCUCGCCGGACGAUACUUCCGCACACAGCAGCGAUGAAAGCCACGUAUCACGCGACACCGGUGCCAUGGCGUCGACGUCGACGCGUCCUGUUCGACGUGGUGGUACCCAUACGACCCGAACUCAGCGCGCACUCGUGCGUGGAUACUGGGAGGACGAGUAUACCGUGCAUCAGAUCACGGAGUACAUGAACCUGACCCGACGCGAUACCUGGCACGCGAUCAAAAACCAGUCGGGCGAUAAUCUUGAUGAGGAUGAAGACUAUCGUAACGGGACAAUUGGCGAUGUCAUCAACGUGGAGAAUCUCUUGCUGGACAUCGAGCCGCAGGGGAAAGCGUCGAUCAAGGGCGAAGAAGAGGAUAUAGAAGAGGUCGACGAGAAGGUUGACAUGGAUAUACAGAGCGACAACGAUGAGUUAGAGUAUGUGGACGUUGAGAUGCUGGGUAUCCAGCCGAUUGGGCCCGGCUCACGCGGAGCGGCCCAACGCAAUCAACAGCACCCUCAGGUUUCACCGGUCGUAACUAGCCCGUCUCAGGCUGUUGACCCAGUCAGGGCGCCGACCUCAUUGAAAACCAACACGAACGUGAAGGACGACCCCCAGUUCCCAGUCCCUACCACUCCACUGUCCACGCCGGACUUCGCACGAAGAGCCGCAGGUUCCAACACACCGCGUGAUGCCGCGCAGAGCUCGCACAACAACACUGGUACCUCUAGCUCGUCAACAGCUAGCAGUGAGAAUGGCACAGCACGCUUGGAUAGACAAAUAAGUCCUAUUCAGGCUUUCUUGGGACAGCUGAAGCGGCCGCUCAGUCACUUGACGGGUGCCUUCACCGACUUUGGAGUUUCCACGGAGGAGGAUCUGGAUGUCCUGUCUGUUUUAAAGGAUCAGUGGGUGCUCCUGCAGACCUUCCUAUGUGACACAAAGAAAGCUACGUAUUUUGAGUGGAUGAUACUGAAGGCUGGAUUGGAACUACGGGCGGCCUGGCAGACAUCGUGCAAGUGAAGAUAGUACUAGUGUAGGGAAUCAUUGUAUCAUCAGGAACAAUCUUAGUGGAAUACCUCGAAGAUAAUCUGACGUUUGAAUAGUAUGUGCAGCUGUUAUGUGCUGCUUAAGAAU